AUGAUGGAGAGGCCUGCGAAGCGACUGAAGAUUACGAACCCAGACGUACGAAAUCCGCGGGAUACAGGCUCAAGAAUGACAGAAGGACUGUUUACCUCAGAACUAGGCAUGCAGGGAGAUGAUACCGACAACACAGUUCAGCCCACUCGGACGAUCAGCUUGUCGGAUUUUCAACGACAGAACGUGUUCGGCAGCUAUCAGCAUGCCCCGCGACCUGUUCUACCUCGCAGAAAUGCUGGAAUCUACUUAUUCCCUAGGGCUCCUGAUGCCACUGUUACAGCCAGCGUCGUGGAAGUCAAUGUGAAUGACGGCACAAGUACCUCCAAAAUUACAGAAGUGACAGUGGCCACGACUGGUACUGUUGUUUCCUUGUCAGAAGUCGGCUCGCUGACUACCGAGGUCUCUCUAACUAUCCCUGGAGUCUCGAACAGCACCAGCGUCAAUGGAAGCUCUACAGAUUCAUCUCAAAAAACGAUCACAACUCCUCCCAUAACAUCAGCGGAUACGUCGACAAUAACCUCAUCAACAAGCAUUUUGAGCCCCGGGCAGUCUAUCACUUCCCAGAGUACAAAUGGCACCAUAACUUCUUCUGGCACGACAGGUACCGCAGAACGGACCGUCACAGUCACCGCCACCUCAACCUUCGAGCUGUCAGUGGUUAAUGGCACGGUUAUCGCAACAGAUACAGGCUUCGAUGCAAGCCCCACAAGCACGACCGAAGUGGGAACUACGGGAUCCAGCAGUAGCAGCACUUCGAACACCUUUGUCUUCGGUGACCUCAACUCAACACCUACACCAUCGUCCGACAGCUCUACUUCGUCUGAUCCCUCCGCCUCUGGCACUUCCUCCGACUAUUUCACCAAUGGCCCGGGCGGUGGCGCUGCUGGCUCUCCUACGGCUACAACCGACUCAGCAGCUACCUCGGGUUCCGGAUCAGGGUCAGGUAGUGGCGGGGGUGGAAGUCCUGGUCUAACACCAACUCAGCAGCAAGUGGUGGGAGGUGUUGUUGGAGGUGUGGCUGGCGUUGCGCUUACGCUAGUCAUCAUACUCUUUAUCCUCCGCUGGUAUCGGCGUCGACUAAAAGCACGAGGUCAACUUCCUGAACAAAUUGCCGCUCGCGACUUAGCGGCUGGUAAUGGUGACGGAGGGGGGGAGGCAUAUCCCAUGUCUCAGAGAUCUUCAACAACGCCUCUCGCAGUUGCUAUGGCUCACGGCCUGAAGCGUCUUCGACCUCGCAGCAGUCAAACUCUCGGGACUACCGCCACUGGGACUACAGAAAGCAGCGCACCAGAAUCGGAGCGGGGCUUUCAACGUAUUGCUGGCCGCAAGAUCGCUCCCGUCCUGAGCAGUGGUGGUGACCCCUACGGAGGAAACUUUGGUGCUUUUGAGAAGGACGCUGGUGUGGGACCCUCAGACAUGCCGCAGAUUCCGGAAAGAGGCCUUUCGGAGGCUUCGUUCUAUCAGGACAAUCGUGGCUUCUAUGGGGGAAAGGGGACGCCAACACCUCCACAGUUACCUUCUUCGCCAACGACUGCCAACACGCCUGCAAAGACAGGAGACUUAUCGACACCUGUUGGGACCGCCUCAAGCGCGAGGGACUUUGCAGAGCCGCCGCAUGCGCCAUCGGUACUCAAUAGCAGCCAAAUUUCCCUGCAUACGCCUAGCCGGCCCGAAGGGUAUGCAAUCAUGCGGCCGAGUCCCGCUCGAACUCCGGUCACGCUCAGUCCGGCAGCCAGCUCUAUCCGGUUACCUAUCCAGCAGCCACCGACCAUGGAUGAAGAAGCUCCCCCAUUGCCGCCGAUGCUGCGAGAUGGCGUCGGCCGCAGCCUCGCUAGUCAGGAUGGAAGCCGUGUCAGCAAAAGCAGUGGACGCAGUGCUGGACGUUUCACGGAAAAUAUGUGA
Fonsecaea multimorphosa CBS 102226 is the source of this 1902-nucleotide messenger RNA. RefSeq lists its product as uncharacterized. NCBI's taxonomy places the organism in Eukaryota, Fungi, Ascomycota, Eurotiomycetes, Chaetothyriales, Herpotrichiellaceae. The transcript has a single exon. The record is from RefSeq and is a predicted model, not a curated record. The coding region runs from base 1 to 1902 and encodes 633 amino acids.